Tremella mesenterica DSM 1558 is the source of this 1239-nucleotide messenger RNA. RefSeq lists its product as uncharacterized. Lineage: Eukaryota; Fungi; Basidiomycota; Tremellomycetes; Tremellales; Tremellaceae. The record is from RefSeq and is a predicted model, not a curated record. The coding region runs from base 1 to 1239 and encodes 412 amino acids. The transcript has 2 exons.
AUGACACGUAGGAGAUCAGCUACUUCCAAAGCUCGAGAUACAAAACAACCAACAACACUUGAAUCCAUUGCAGAGAGUCCUGCAGACGAAAUCAAGUCAACCCCUUCCGUUCAAACUGAAACCCAAACACCAACUGAGACCGAUCCUCCUAAUGAAGAAACUAGUACUCAGAACCAACAAGAAACCAUGACUCAAAUACAAAACCAAGAUGAAGAUUUCUCAUCUUCAUAUCAUCGUCAUACCAGACUCAAAUUCACCAUUUCUUCUCCACGUGAAUUCGGUAAAGUUGAACGUACUUCACUUCGAUUCAACGUCGAUUCCAUUGAAUCAUAUCAACAAGUCAUAUCUGCAUUAUCUGCAACGUUACCUGAUGAUUUAAUCGCUUUCGGUAGAUUAGCAAGAACAGAUGACCCAGUUCAUGGAAGUCUAUUGAAUCAUGAAUCAAAAGGAAAACAAUGGAUAGAAUUGAAUAAAUUAGCCAUUAAUAUUGAACAUUCUUCAAAAAGUAGUGAUAGUUACCAAAGUACCACAAGUGCUGGAACUAUCAUGAUUGAUGAGGAUGAUGAAGAUUUUGAACGAUUGAUAGAAGUUGAUCGAGUUUUAAUGAGGGAUGACAAGGGUAGAAUGAGAACAAUAAGUGUUGUUAUGCCUUCUGGAUCAAUUGAUACUUCUAAAUUGACUUCAUAUCAAGUAAAUAAAACAAAUGGGGUUGAACCUACACAGAUACAGACACAAAUGUCUUCGAUUCCUCAAACGAAUUUGAAUUCAUCCGUUUCUCAACGUCCGACAACUACAAAACCCAGAAAUAUCCAAGAGGGACAAAAUGUUCCUAGGAAGUCUAGUGUUGGAGCAAAUACGAAAAUCCCAUUGAAUACACAAUCUUCUGUUGUACAGUCUCAAGGACAUGUUACAAAGUCUAAUAUUACAAGAGUACCACCUCCUGGAAGAUCUACCAAAAUGACAAGAGGACAACCUCCAACUCGAUCAAAUAUAAGUAAUCAACAUAAGGAACCAUCAAUGGUCUCGUAUAUACCUCAAGAUUCUCAGAAUCAACGUCCUUCUAUUCCACCUCCCCCUUCAAUGAACACUACUCAUAUUCCCUCUAUGAACAACAGUCGUGUUCCAGCAAGGACCAAUCCUCACCCACCAAGGAAGGGACCAGAACCAAGUUCAAAACCAAGUGAAAUCAACAUACUACUAUUCCUUCUAAUCAAGGUACUCCGGCACCAUCUUCAAUAG